Molecule: messenger RNA, 4747 nt
Organism: Branchiostoma floridae (Florida lancelet)
Lineage: Eukaryota; Metazoa; Chordata; Leptocardii; Amphioxiformes; Branchiostomatidae
Exons: 8
Coding region: 255-2927 (890 amino acids)
Biological process (GO): positive regulation of transcription by RNA polymerase II
Cellular component (GO): nucleus; cytoplasm
Molecular function (GO): RNA polymerase II transcription regulatory region sequence-specific DNA binding; DNA-binding transcription activator activity, RNA polymerase II-specific
Source: RefSeq, a predicted model, not a curated record
AGUCAUGUAGGACGCGCAUGAUCGUUUGCUGCAAAAACUUUGUCUCAAGUCAGCCAAUGUCGUAAAUACCUAAUUUGUCAGCCUUCAAAAUAAACAGAUGAAUGAACUUACCUCUCUUAAAGAUGAUAUCAGCGUGAGGAAAUUGUUUUAAUUGCUUGAUCGAGUGUCAACGGAACCCCAUUCACAUCCCCGUAUUUGAUUUGUUCUGCGUCUGGACUUCACAACAAGCAGAAGCAGUCGGCGGAGAGUCCACGAUGGGAGACCCGCAGCCUGUGUCAUGCAAAUGCCCCACUGACACGGCCAGAGUCUCACCCGGAGUCAAAAGACGCCACAGGAACAAGGACAAAAUGUCGGGGAAGGCUGACAGGACGUCUCACGGCAUCCUGCUAGCACCGCACUCCCUCGCCAUCCUCCUGAAGAUCUCGGACGACGAGCGCCCGCAGUUCCUGACGCGUACGGGCCGCGACAUUUUCUCGGACUUCGUCGCCCAGAACCGCAACUCCUUCUGGAACAAGGACUUGGUAAGCGGCAUCAACCGCAUCGACUACCUAGGCUGGUUCGAUCCCCAGACGCUCUUCGUCCAGGGCUCGGAGAAGGACUUGGAGGCGCUUCGAGAUGCUUGGACGCGACGCUCACUCAGACCUCCUCGUCAGUUUGUCAUCGAGAGUUUAGGUGAUGUCUGUCAGGUCCAGCUGGCCCCGGUGUCUCAGUCCCACUUCAUCCCCCUCCCUGAUGUCCUGUGUCAGACCAUUGCUGAACUCAACUGUGGCAAAGGAAUCGCAACACAGGACGAAAUAGCGGAGUACCUUCAGCAGAAGUUCAGUGGAGUACCCAUUCCUGACCAGGACGUCCUGCAUGAACUACUGGGAGAACUGAUCAAGGAGAGAAAGGUUUACCACAAUGGGGAAGAGUACCGCAUCGUCACCCCGGAGACAUACACAGCCACUAGCCCUCCCACUCCAUACCCCACCAUUCCUCCGGCACCCCCACCAUCCUCCAUCCCCAGCCCCAAUGAGGCCAGGAACCCCAUGUACUUCCCCCCUGCCACAGAGAAGGUUGUCCCCAUGCUGGCUGUACCAGUGGAAGGUCAGGAGGGGUCAAACAGAAAGGCGGGGUCAGCUCCGACCAGGAGCCACUCAGAAGAGAAGUACCAGUUCAAGCGCAGUCAUUCCAUGCGUGUGCCAUCUGAGAAAGACCGCUCCUCUAGUCUGGGCAGAACUGAGUCCUACAGGAUGGGCAGGUGCAAGACUGUGGGCUUCAACCUCACACCAAAAGAAGUGUUACAAGACUACUAUGGAAGCGAAAAAUCCUUCCGCUUGUUUGGGUUCAAGCUCUUUCGCUGGGGGAGAUCUAGCAAGAACAAGAAGGAUCAUGGGAAGGGGCCAGCCAAGCAGUAUGCCACCUUCUCAGGACAGUUUCCUCCUGAAGACAUCUCCAGGGUUCCCUGUCUGAAGCAGAGUGACCGCCGCCCCUCAGAGCUGACGGUGGAGAACCUUCAUAAGCACAACUUGGAGAUCCAGAAGCAGUUCCAGGACAGGGGACAGAGCACCUCCCAAACGGUGACAGCAGAUGUGCACCAUGAUGACCCUCAGGGCUCCAAGGGACAAGAGAAGGAAAAGCCCAAGAGCAAACACAGUGAUGAGAGGCACAGGAAACGAAGGCACAGAAAACACCGCAGUAGGAGGCAGGAGAAAGAUAACCACCAAGCCCCUACAGAAGAUAGAGCCGAUCCUGUCAACCAGAGGGUUAGUGAGGGGAACUCAAGACCCCAGCACAACAUGGAGGUGUCCCCUGCAGUGCCUGGUAUUCAUGACCACACAUAUACAGACAGGCUCAGUGUUGAAGCAGAAAAUGCUCAUUUUGAGGAGGCUGUACCACCGCCAACAACUACACAGAACACUUUCAGAAGAACACCGAGGCCAGUAUCAUGGGAUGGCUCUGUAACACGUGUUCCUGUCAAUGUGCACAAUGGUGGCCAUAUUGGUGAUGAUUUGAGGCACCCACAACAGGCACAGAACAUUGAUUUUGAUCAGAACUACUAUGCAGAGAUUGAAAACCAUCAGCAGAUCUACAGCGAGCCUGACCACUUUGAAGAGGAACACCAGUUCACAAGCUCUUACGAGUACCCAGACAAUGCAACUGUGGUGAGUGAAACAUUUUCAGAGUUAGAGAGGAAACAAGCUCAGUACCGAAGUUUCCCCCAUGGAGCGAACACACAGAACAAUGUUACCAGGUACAGGCAUGUAAGUGAUUCGUCCUGCACCACUACUGAUUACAGUCAGAGUCAUGGCUAUCCAGAGGAGAGAUGGCAUGCACAAGAACCACCUUACAACAGCAGACAUCCCCAGUACAGCAUGGGUGCUGCCGCUGCAAUCCCUGAAGUCCAGAGUGAUGGAGAAGUAGAGGACCUGAGGAAGGAGAUCGAGCGAAGCUUGGCACGGCCAAACUCUCUAACCAACCAAAGAAGAAAGCAACUCUUGCUCCAAGUGGCAGAGUCGUUUGACGGCAGCGACAUGGACAGUGGGUUCAACUCGCCACGCACGCGCAACAGCAUAGCCUCUGAGGCAGCCAUGUCCGAUGGCCAGCGCAGCAGGCGUAGUCUCGCAUCAGAGUAUGACAGCAACGAACCCGUCCGUCCCUUCGUCAAACCAUACUCAUCUUACUCGAUGCACAACAGACUUCCCCGGCCCUACAUGGAGCAAGUGGAGGAGAAGGGGGAGAGCAAAGAAGCGCUCAACUGUCUCAGUACUGAGAACAUGUGCAUGGACAUGAGCAACCCCAUGAGGGUGGGCUUGUACAGUGAGAAAGACAGACAGGGAAAUAAGUUGUCUCCCCGAUCCAGAACUCCUGAACAGCUUCUGAAGGAGAGGGGUCCAUUCAUUGGUUGUACCCAUGGACCCAGAGUGAGUGUUGGAGGAAAUUUGUAGAUACGGUAGUGUGUGAUUGUAGAGAGCAUCCAGAGGGAAAAUGUGUAUAUAGCUGGAACCACAUGAAAGACCAAGAUCAGGAUCUGUAGACUUUUACUCUAUCAGCUGUAAUAAUACAAAAGUAUCAAACUUCUUGGGAAUGGUACUUCUCAAGGGUUUGCAAUUUGUAUAUAGAUAUUUUGCAAUGUUUCUACAAAAAUGUGUGUUUUUGCAGUUGUUUAUGAGAUGGUGAUUUUUACAUCAUAUGACAGUGAUUAUAUUCCAUUUUGGCACUUUAAUGUAUACAUCUGUGAAACAUUCGUAAUCAUCUCAGGUGGAUUCUCUCUCAAAUUAUGGUGCAACUGGUUGGUAAAUUUUGUCUGUUAAUUGCAUAGUUCUAUUAGCAUGGACUGGAUGAAAUUGUUGUCCCGCCAAAACAUGUUGUCAUGAAUGAUGAAUUAUGAAUGGUGCCAUCUAUUGUUCUAAUGUAUAUAACAUCUACUUUAAGUUUGUAACAUUGCUGCAAAGAAGCAUGUACCUAUAUAAUAUAGUCAACAACCUGUACUGUAUAUGGGGAAACUAGAAGAUGGGGUAGUAAUUCAGUAAAAAGUUUGGUAUUACCUUAUGGAUAGGCUUUAACAAAAAAUAAGCAAAAAGGGUUUGUGAACUUGUUCACCUGGUGGGACAUACAAAUGUAGAGUGUUAAUGAUAGCAACUUUGUUGAUGUCUUUAUUGGACAGAAAGAGUUCACUCACUCACGGCCCAUAACCACAGUGGUCGUGAAAGAAUUACCACUGUCAUUACAAGAAACGUCAGUAACCUAAUUUAUGUCAAGAAAAACUCAUUUGAUGGGCUUGUUUCUUGGUAGAAAGUCAAAACGGGACACAAUGGUUUGUAGGGUUUAUGCAGUUUUACUCAAAUAUUACCAUCUUUUCAAGUACAUAUGUAUUAGAAUGAUAAGGCUUGCUGUGAUUUUAUUCAUCUAUAACAGAACCAAGAAGGGAUAGUAAAGAAAUAUUAUGACAUUAGCCUCCUUUGCAGACUUUUAGGAGUGCCAGUGCUGAUUCAUUAUUUUCAACAUGUUUCUCUAAUGUUGGGAGAGGGAGUUUUACAGCAACGUAAGAGAACCUGGCCCACCUUGAAAAUUGCAAAUCAGUACUUCCCCCCCAAAAUAAACUCCAAUGCCACUAGAAGUCUACAAAGGAGGCUAGGUAACAUGCUCGAAGGUGUGCACUCUUUUCAUAGUUAUGUCAGUAUAGUGUGUAUAUGUUAUUUGAUGGUUGUACUGUCAUACAAUGAAUGUUGUAUAUAUUUCUGUAGUUGAUUUUUGUAAAUCUUAAAAUCUACAACAAUUCACUGCACCACAUUAAAUGCAGAAAGGCAGGGUAGAGAAUGAUAUGCAAUAAAGAACAUUUCAUUUCUGGCAACAGAAAAAUGGGAAAGUGAGGGGGUAUUUUCCUUCAAGUUGCAGGGGCAGCCACAAACUUUCAUCUUGUAUUUUUUGUGGUAAAAACAUCCUGAAAAAAUCAUUACAUUUUCCAUGCAGCUGUGGGCCCCCUCCCCCAUGUAACAUUGUGGCACAACUCUUACAUCGUAAUUUUCAUUAUCUUAGCCUGUUGUGCAAGGAAGGAAUUAUAUAACAUGAACUUAUACAAUAGAACAGUCAUUUGAUCCAAUGUCAGGAGGAAGAUGCCACCAAAAGCAGUUCUUUUUAGGAUAUAACUGAUCUCAACAUGACCAAGAUCUUUUAUUUCAAUUUUGUUUUCUAUUGAUGAUUUUUGUUACCACUGAUUCAUUGACAAGUGAUGUUAUCUUGUGGUUGUUUGUGCUGUUAUAAAAGU